Messenger RNA from Anas platyrhynchos (mallard), 1640 nucleotides. RefSeq names its product adipogenin (gene ADIG). Gene Ontology annotation, biological process: fat cell differentiation. NCBI's taxonomy places the organism in Eukaryota, Metazoa, Chordata, Aves, Anseriformes, Anatidae. The record is from RefSeq and is a predicted model, not a curated record.
UUUUCUCCCUUCUCCUUCUUAGCUCAUACUUAAUCCUUUUUAUUCCCUCGUUGCUCUUAGAGGGCUGUCCAUUCUGCUAUCUAUGCUGAGAAUAUUAGCAGUCCUCUUGUGAUUAAGACAGUGAUGCAACGGGAGUUAUUAAAAGGUAGUUAGUAAAGUGGAACAAGCAAGCUGUUCUAAACCUAGCGUAACCUGAAGCAAGCAAUGAGGUACCCUCUGGUUCCUUUGGUGAAUGAGCUGACCUUUCCUCUUCUUUUCUUCUGGUUUUGUUUGCCAUUUGUAUUGCUAUUGAUCGUACUGAUUUUCUGGCUACAGCUUUUACUUAAUGAAGAACAGGUACCCCCUGCAGAAGAAAUAAAGAAACAAUCUUCUGAUGAGUUUGAGCCUGAUCCCAAAUUUGAAGGUGAACCAGCAGAGGAAGAAAACCAGAAUGACACAUCCAGUACAGAAUUUCAAGAGGAUGCAUGUUCAGCUUCAGACAGCUGGUCUCAGAAUCAGAAGAUAAGAUCCUCCCACAAUGAGAAGAGUGCUCUUUGUAACAUCAUGAUGCUGUUGUGCACCAUGAUUUCUUCUCUCAUCUGGAAUUUUCUCAGCCACUUGCUCCAGAUCUCUAAUGUCCUGAGGAUUCAACUGCUGCCAUCCUCUCUGAUUGUCCCUGUCACUCAGCUUUUUGAUUUACUGGGUGACAAUGCUAUGAAAAUCCUAGGCUCCUUGAAGCUUGAAAGCAGAAGGCUGUUAACUUCAGUCUUGGGGAUGAGAUUCAAGAAAACUGGAAUGCUGAUGAAGCUCAGAGAACCACCUCAGGGUGGAAAUGAAAAAGGUAGUCCUGAGACCAUUGGCAGCAAUCCUUUCCAGCGUCAGUGAAAGCUACUACAGAAUGGCAGAGGGGGGUUAUACAGUAUUGAGUGGCUGUAUAUUAAAUGGACCAUAGCCAGUAGCAUCUUGUCUGGUGCUUGAAUAUGUAUUCUGCUACAUUCCCACUUCAGAGAAGGAUGAGUCACUUUUACAAUGACCAAACUCCCCUCUGACACUACUGAUACCUUCUGUUUAUCACCACUAACUGAUUUGAAGCCAGUAAGAACAAGGUAAUAACUCUCAGCAGUUAUUACUGGAUCUUAAAUGCAAUAUAGUCCAGUGAAUAUUUUACUUGUACCGCAAUCAGAACUUUACUGAUCUCUAACUUGGGUGUUCUCAGAGUAGGAAACACCUUUUUCAAUGCUCAGUUCUAACACACGAAGCAAGUCCACCUCCACUUAAGAAAUAAAGCCCUCAGUGGAUGCAGAGCAUGCAUUUCCUUUGCUUCUAUCCGGAGUAUACACUUUCAGCGCGUCUGACAAGCAGAUGUAAGGUUAGAUGGGUGGUCAGUGAAACAGCUCGAUUCUACCAGUUGGUGGGGCCACAAGUAAACGGGCAGGACAGGGAUAAGGUACGGGUUUGUUCCCUGAAGGUUUAUCCAGUCCAUAAAGAGCACAGCUAUUUGCUCUGUGUGUUGAGGCACACGUUCAACAGACUCUUUCCAAAAGAAGUGUUAAAAAUAGGGAGUCAUACCCCACAAAACACACUGCCACUUGAGAAAACAUUUGUCUCUGCUCCCGCUGUAAACACGUCCCUCCGCAGCCCUGCAUGGGCAGGCUGUUUUA